Molecule: messenger RNA, 2040 nt
Organism: Euleptes europaea (tarantolino)
Lineage: Eukaryota; Metazoa; Chordata; Lepidosauria; Squamata; Sphaerodactylidae
Gene: SH2B2
Product: SH2B adaptor protein 2
Exons: 8
Coding region: 23-2038 (671 amino acids)
Biological process (GO): antigen receptor-mediated signaling pathway; intracellular signal transduction
Cellular component (GO): plasma membrane
Molecular function (GO): transmembrane receptor protein tyrosine kinase adaptor activity
Source: RefSeq, a predicted model, not a curated record
UGGCAGGUGGAAUGGAGCAGCCAUGAAUGGUGAUACCCUUUGCCAAGAACCUUCCUCCCAGCUUCCAGACUGGAGGGAAUUCUGUGAGCUUCAUGCCCAGGCCGCUGCUGUCGACUUUGCCCAGAAGUUCUGCCAGUUCUUGAAGGAGAACCCCCACUACGACACCCCCGGGGCCGAGACCUCUUUCUCCCACCAUUUUGCUGCUAACUUCUUGGACAUCUUCAGCUUGGAGGUCAACAGGGUGUUUGUAUCAGAUUCUCCCACCAAGUACAACAUUGUACCGUUUGUGGGGCUUCAGAACUGCCACAUGCCGUACGGCCGGGAUAUCUUGCCGAGGAAAGAUCAGACCUCUACAGAAUCUCUGGACAGCAUGGACAACCCGGUGCCCUCCAGCAGGUAUCUAAGCCAGUCCCAGCAAGUUCAGAUUCGAAAAGUCUCCUCCUAUGGCCAGUCCCGGAGCUCGGAGGACGUUUCUGUCCACACUAACUCAAAGCAGAAAUUCAAGAAAGGUUUCUCCUUGAGGAACAUGAGCUUGUGCGUUGUGGAUGGAAUGAAGGAGAUGUGGCAUAGAAGGUCUUCUCCGGAGCCGGGCAUGGAAGCUACCCAAGGCAGGCGGUCUGACAGGGAACACUGUCCCUCUGGGAACAAGGAACACAGUGAUUCCAGGGAAAAAUGGACUCACAAGCUGCGGCUUACUAAAGGCCAGUCUUCCAAGGUGGACCUGGUGGACAUUCAAAGAGAGGGAACCCUCCGCUAUAUGGUAGCUGAUGAUAUAAACUGUGUGGGCAGCUCUCAGUGGCAGAAGUGUCGCCUGUUGCUAAGGAAAGCUGUGAAGAUGGAGGGGGAAAGGUUCCUUCUGGAGUUUUUUGUUCCUCCCAAGGCUUCCAAAGCUAAAGUCAGCAUCCCUCUCUCGGCUAUUAUUGAGGUACGGACAACCAUGCCGUUGGAGAUGCCGGACAAAGACAACACUUUUGUGCUGAAGGUAGAGAAUGGUGCGGAGUACAUCCUGGAAACAAUUGACUCAUUACAGAAGCACUCCUGGGUGGCGGAUAUACAGGACUGUAUAGAUCCAGGGGAUAGUGGUGAUGACAUCGAACUCGCCUCCUGCACCCAGGGUGCCUGCCUACCUAGCAGGGUCUCAUCUUGUAGCUGUGAAUUUCUGGCUGAUGAUGUGCCCCGAUUUCAGGAGACAUGUGCUGGGUCUGCUGCUCCAGACGCCACGCCCAAUGCCGCCACCGUUGUCACAGCGCCUCACAGUAGGAUCAGAGACUGCUUAGGUGAACACCGAGCCCACGUACUGCUGGAGAACUUCUUGCAGACACUGGAGUCAUCGGCUACUGGCAAUCAUUUACCAGGGGAGGAAAGUGAGACGGAAGCAGAGAUCAACCUCUCAGACUUUCCUUGGUUCCACGGAACUUUGUCGCGGGUCAAAGCUGCUCAGUUGGUGCUGUUUGGUGGAGCCAGAAGCCACGGGCUGUUUGUCAUUCGGCAGAGUGAAACGCGACCAGGCGAAUAUGUACUGACGUUCAACUUCCAGGGGAAAGCCAAGCAUCUGCGACUAUCCUUGAAUGAGAACGGCCAGUGCCACGUGCAACACCUCUGGUUCCAGACCAUCUUUGACAUGCUAAGGCAUUUUCACAUGCACCCCAUCCCUCUGGAGUCGGGCGGUUCCGCUGACAUCACACUCCGCAGCUAUGUGGUAGCCUCAGCCUCCUUGCCUGAGGUCAGCCCUUCCCCAGUCGUGGCUUCCCAGCAGCCCAGUUGCAGAAACGAUCUCCAGUCUCAACACUACUUCUCCAGCUUCGUGCCGGGCACUUUCCAGCCUGCCUCCCCUUCGGAGGGCACAGCCUCCUCCUCUUCCUCCUCUGCCAGCCAUUCACUCUACCAUCGAGCGGAAGGGACCCUCAGCGCCCGCAGCCGCAGCAACAGCACCGAGCGCCUGUUUGACUCCUCCACCGUCGGCGCUGAGGAUUACCACGAAAGCGAGGGCUCGCGCAACAGAACCAGAGCGGUGGAGAACCAAUAUUCGUUUUACUGAUU